AUGGAACAGAACCUGGAACAGUACCUGGAACCCUGGAACCCUGGUAACCAGGCAGCCCCAUUCUAUAACUGCCCCUUCCCAUCUCACUCGGAUAGAGGCACUGUAGAGGACACCAUGUUUUCAUGUUGUCUCCCAGUGUGCCGAGGUCGAGGCCUCAAGAGAGGCAGCGAUGAGAGUAUUUGCCAACGUGCCCGCCGCUGGGUCCGGACUCAGUCCAGACGCCGGGUGUGGCCCUUCUCACGGCGGAACCCAAAGAGCUCAACCUAUGUUAAAAAGGAGCAGCAGCUGCUUGAGGAAAGCCCCUGUGACAUGGGCAGCAGUGAGGGCCCGGUGAGCCACACCACCGAGGGCCAGGACAGGCCUGAAGUGCGUGUGGCCACCUGGGCGUCUGGGGAGCCAGAGCCCGUGGAUGGACAACCAGGGACUCCUCCACCGAAGCUGCCCACGCUCUUCUGGCCUCCAACCCCGAAGCCGACCAGGUUCUAUAGGCCUCCAACCCCAAAGCAUCCCCGGUUCCACCGGCAGCGCAAAGUUUUCACCAGGGACCUGGACUACGGUGCCCAUGUCAACCAGACUGGCCAGGAGCACCUGAAGCCGAAAGAGGCAGAGCCCAAGGCACGAGCCCAGGAAGCAAAGGCGACACCUCCUGAUGCAGAGCUGGAGGCAUCUUCACCUCCAGAGUUCCUGCCACCUCCAGCAGCCUCUCGAGCUGCAGCUGUGGAGCCAGGGCCGGCCCCAGACAAACCCUCCCUGGAGCCCAUGCUGGCUCCUGCCUCAGAGGAGGAGCUGCCUGUGGAGGGCCCAGCUCAAGGGCCCCUUGUUGAAUGUGCUCAAGCUGUCAGAAGGGACAACCUUGUUUUUUUCCUUUUCUUUUCCUUUUUUGUUUUGUUUUUCUGUUCUCCAUGCUUUGGUUCAAUUUUUUAUCUUUUGAUGUUUAUUGUUUGGUGGCGGUUUUGGAGGAUUGUUGCUUUUAUCAUUUUAUUUUUUCUGUUCUUACCCUUCAUUUCCCCCAUUGUAUAA
Eptesicus fuscus (big brown bat) is the source of this 1020-nucleotide messenger RNA. RefSeq names its product fibrous sheath CABYR-binding protein-like. The record is from RefSeq and is a predicted model, not a curated record. The transcript is spliced from 3 exons. Bases 1 to 1020 code for a protein of 339 amino acids. Lineage: Eukaryota; Metazoa; Chordata; Mammalia; Chiroptera; Vespertilionidae.